Calidris pugnax (ruff) is the source of this 5285-nucleotide messenger RNA. RefSeq names its product SOS Ras/Rho guanine nucleotide exchange factor 2 (gene SOS2). The record is from RefSeq and is a predicted model, not a curated record. The coding region runs from base 1 to 3951 and encodes 1316 amino acids. Lineage: Eukaryota; Metazoa; Chordata; Aves; Charadriiformes; Scolopacidae. Gene Ontology annotation, cellular component: plasma membrane. Gene Ontology annotation, biological process: positive regulation of GTPase activity; Ras protein signal transduction. The transcript is spliced from 23 exons. Gene Ontology annotation, molecular function: protein heterodimerization activity; guanyl-nucleotide exchange factor activity.
AUGGUGGUGGUGGCGGCGGCGGUGGUAGCGGCGGCGGCGCAUGUUCAGCAACAGGUUCACCCAAACCUCUCGGCGAAAGAAGAUUCCCUCUAUUACAUUGAAGAGUUGAUACUUCAGCUGCUAAACAAACUAUGCAUUGCUCAGCCACGGACUGUCCAAGAUGUAGCGGACCGCGUUCAAAAGACAUUUCCUCAUCCCAUAGACAAGUGGGCGAUCGCUGAUGCGCAGUCUGCCAUAGAGAAACGAAAGAGAAGAAACCCUCUCCUGCUGCCCGUGGACAAAAUACAUCCUUUAUUAAAGGAGGUCCUGGGCUAUAAGGUAGAUUACCACGUCUCUCUGUACAUUGUGGCUGUCUUAGAAUACAUCUCAGCUGACAUUUUAAAGCUGGCUGGAAACUAUGUCUUCAAUAUCCGACACUUUGAGAUCUCCCAGCAGGACAUCAAAGUAUCCAUGUGUGCUGAUAAGGUUUUGAUGGAUAUGUUUGAUCAGGACGACAUUGGUUUGGUUUCUCUCUGUGAAGACGAACCCUCUUCUUCUGGGGAGCUCAACUACUAUGACCUAGUGAGAAACGAAAUCGCAGAAGAAAGGCAGUAUCUCCGGGAGUUGAAUCUGAUAAUAAAAGUAUUUCGGGAGGCUUUCCUAUCAAACAGAAAAUUGUUCACACCUAACGAUAUCGAUGUGAUAUUUAGCAACAUUUCAGAUAUUCAUGAGUUGACAGUGAAGCUUUUAGGAUUGAUUGAGGAUACUGUUGAAAUGACUGAUGAAAGUAGUCCUCAUCCUCUGGCUGGCAGCUGCUUUGAGGAUCUUGCAGAGGAACAAGCCUUUGAUCCAUAUGAAACCUUGUCCCAGGAUAUUCUUUCGCCACAAUUCCAGGAGCAUUUUAAUAACUUAAUGGCAAAACCUGCUGUUGCACUCCACUUCCAGUCCACUGCUGAAGGGUUUAAGGAAGCUGUACGAUACGUCCUCCCACGACUCAUGCUCAUCCCAGUCUAUCAUUGUUUGCACUACUUUGAGUUACUCCAGCAAUUGCAGGAAUGCAGCGAGGAUGAGGAAGAUCGGGAGUGCUUAAAACAAGCCAUCACUGCCCUUCUCAACCUGCAGUGCAGCAUGGAGCGCAUCUACAGCAAACACUCCCCGAGACGUCGGCCUGGGGAGCCGGUGUAUCGUUUCUAUAACCGGCAAAUAAGAAGCAAGCACUUGGCCAUCAAGAAAAUGAAUGAAAUCCAGAAAAAUAUUGACGGCUGGGAAGGCAAAGAUAUUGGGCAGUGCUGCAACGAGUUCAUAAUGGAAGGCGGCUUGACAAAAAUAGGAGCCAAACACGAACGCCACAUCUUCCUCUUCGACGGCUUAAUGAUCAGCUGUAAAACCAACCACGGUCAGUCGCGGCUUCCCGGCUACAGCAACGCUGAGUAUAGACUGAAGGAAAAAAUCAUCAUGAGGAAAAUACAGAUUAUUGAUAAAGACGACACGGCCGAGUACAAACACGCUUUCGAACUGGUGUCUAAAGAUGAGAACAGUAUCCUCUUUGCUGCCAAGUCCGCUGAAGAGAAGAGCAACUGGAUGGCGGCUCUGAUUUCCCUCCAGUAUCGCAGCACCCUGGACAGGAUGCUGGAUUCGGUCUUACUCCAAGAAGAAAACGAGCAGCCGCUGAGGUUGCCCAGCCCGAGCGUGUAUCGGUUCGUGGUGGAAGACUCAGAGGACAACAUCGUUUUUGAAGACAACUUGCAAAGCAGGAACGGCAUUCCUAUCAUCAAAGGAGGGACGGUUGUGAAGUUAAUCGAGAGGUUGACGUACCACAUGUAUGCAGAUCCUAAUUUUGUACGUACCUUCCUUACCACCUACCGCUCCUUUUGCAAACCCCAGGAGCUGCUGAGUUUACUGAUCGAAAGGUUUGAAAUCCCGGAGCCGGAGCCUACGGAAGCAGACAGGCUGGCAAUCGAGAAAGGGGAGCAGCCCAUCAGCGCAGACCUCAAGCGCUUUCGCAAGGAAUACGUCCAGCCCGUACAACUCAGAAUAUUAAAUGUUUUUCGCCACUGGGUAGAGCACCACUUUUACGAUUUUGAAAGAGAUCUGGAGUUGCUGGAGAGACUGGAGACGUUUAUUUCCAGCGUGAGAGGAAAAUCCAUGAAGAAGUGGGUGGAAUCGAUUGCUAAAAUCAUCAAGAGGAAGAAAGCUCAGGCCAAUGGCAUUAGCCACAACAUCACCUUCGAGAGCCCGCCGCCCCCCAUCGAGUGGCACAUCUGGCGCGUGGGGCACAGCGAGACCCUGGACCUCAUGACUCUGCACCCCAUCGAGAUCGCCCGGCAGCUGACGCUCCUCGAGUCUGACCUUUAUAGGGCGGUGCAGCCUUCUGAACUCGUGGGCAGCGUGUGGACUAAAGAAGAUAAGGAAAUUAACUCCCCAAAUCUCUUGAAAAUGAUCCGUCAUACUACAAAUCUGACUCUUUGGUUUGAAAAGUGCAUAGUGGAAACGGAGAACUUUGAAGAGCGAGUGGCUGUGCUGAGCAGGAUUAUAGAAAUCCUGCAGGUUUUUCAAGAUCUGAAUAAUUUCAAUGGUGUUUUGGAGAUCGUCAGUGCCAUGAACUCUGUCUCCGUGUACAGGCUGGAUCACACGUUUGAGGCACUGCAGGAAAGAAAAAAAAGAGUUUUGGAUGAAGCUGUAGAAUUAAGUCAAGAUCAUUUUAAAAAAUACCUAGCUAAGCUCAAGUCAAUUAAUCCACCCUGUGUGCCUUUCUUUGGAAUAUACCUAACAAAUAUUUUGAAGACAGAAGAAGGGAAUCCUGACUUCCUUAAAAGACAAGGGAAAGAAUUAAUUAACUUCAGCAAGAGGAGAAAAGUGGCUGAAAUUACAGGAGAGAUUCAGCAGUACCAAAACCAGCCUUACUGUUUACGGAUAGAGCCAGAAAUUCGGAAAUUCUUUGAAAAUCUCAAUCCUAUGGGGAAGAUACCAGAAAAAGAGUUUACAGAUUAUCUGUUCAACAAGUCGUUAGAAAUUGAACCUCGAAACUGCAAGCAACCACCUAGAUUUCCCAGAAAAACAACGUAUCCCCUGAAAUCUCCCGGGAUAAGGCCCAAUACGGGCAGACACGGCUCCACCUCUGGCACCUUGCGGAGUCAUCCGUUGCCUCUCGAAAAGGAGCCAAGUAAGAUAAGUUUCAGUAGAAUCACCGAGGCAGAGCACGAAUCCACGGUGUCGGCACCGACUUCACCGAACACACCCUCUACGCCGCCGGUGUCCGCUUCUUCCGAGUUCAGCGUGUUUUUAGACAUUGAUCUCAACAGCUCUUAUGGUAACAACAGCAUCUUCGCUCCCGUCAAUUUGCCACAGUCGAAGACUUUCUUCAGCUCCUGGGGCAGCUUUCCCAAACUAAGUGAUGAGCCUCAAAACCCUCCUCCACUUCCUCCACGAAAGAAGAUGGAUCAGGAGGCUUCUAACGCUAAGGGAAGUCUAAAGUCGGACGACGAUCCUCCAGCGAUUCCCCCCCGGCAGCCGCCGCCUCCAAAGAUCCAGCCCCGCGCUCCCUCUUACACCACCCCCUUCGACCAGCCGCUGCACAGCCCCCCUCCUCCGCCCCCCCGGGACCCUCUUCCCGAUACUCCACCCCCGGUUCCCCUCCGGCCGCCCGAACACUUCAUCAACUGCCCUCUCAACCUCCAGCCGCCGCCGGUGGGACGCCUUCACAGAGAUCCCGAGCGGCUGAGGGAGGCGAGCACAGGUCCCAGUUCUCCCAGCACUCCUCCCAGCACGCCCUCGCCCCGGCUACUGCGUCGCUGCUGCGUGAUCAGCGCCGCUCACAACAGCCCGGGCCACCCUCCUGCGCCCCCCGUCCCGCCCCGGAACAAUUCGAGCCCUCAGUUACCAAAACUGCCACCAAAGACUUACAAAAGGGAGCUCUCCCACCCUCCUUUGCACAGACUCUCUUUGCUAGAAAAUGCAGAAACUCCUCAAUGACCGUAGCCAUAGUAGUCAUUGACACUGGAAUAGUAUUUGUAAAGUUCCUUUUUUUUUUUCUUUUUUUUUUUAUUUAUUCAAAAAAAAAAAAAAAGGCAGUGUAUUUUAGUACUUUCACAAAUUAUGCUCUUAAAAGUGCUGCUGAUCGAAAACAGGAAAAAAAAAAAAAAAAAAAAGUUUAAAUUGGAAAAAUAAGACUCCACACACUCUGGCCUGCGUCUGCUCGACAGCAUUACCCUCAGGUGAUCAGCAGCAUUGCCUUGUCUCACAUCCUCAGUGCCGACACUUAUGCCAGUACACACACACACACACACACACAAAAAUAGACCUUUUGCACUGUAAACUACACUAAAUGAAUUUAAACUGACAUCCUUUAAUUGCACUGAGCCAAAAAAAAAGGUGCGUCUGUGGAAUUUUUUCGAAUUUGAGCACUAGUGGCCUUUUUUUUUAAUUAUUAUUAUUAAAAACAAAAGAACAACGGGAUGAUUCACACCACGGGGACGUAGAGUGUUACUGAUUUUAAACCUCUGGCCACUUGCCUUCUAACGUGGUGUGAGCUCGGAGGUCCGUGAGUGACAGCUACUGUUCUCGAAUAUUUUAAUGCCGUGUCUUAAUUGCCAUUGAUUUGCUGCUGAAGACAAAAAAAAAAAAAAAGAAAAAGAGGUUGAAAUCUAAACACCAAAAUACUCGGUUGGUCUUGAUUAUUUUAAUAAAGGGUGACCAAGGACCCGCUGCGGAUGUUGGAAAGGAUGCCCAGUACUUAGCAUGCGUCUUGUUCAGAUGUGCCUUUUUUGUUUUGGUGGGCGAAGAUGUCUUAAGCUAUAAAAGAGUUGUCUACUGUUCUGGAGAACAAAGCUAUAUGCCGUGUAUGUACAAUUGUUUAUAUUGUAUAUUUACAGAUAAUGCUAAUAACCUGUAUAAAUUUAAGUGACUCGAGGCCUAUAAUACAGUCUGCUGCUCUCGCAACCUUAUCCGGUCAGAAGUUGUUUCCUCUGGCUUAGGAACAGCCUUGCCUUCCAAACCUAAUAACUUUCUCUAGAUCUCACUUAACUUAAUCGUGAAUCCAUUUGGGAAAUCGGUAGCAUUUAAACCAGCAAACACUUAAAGCUUUAUUAAACUUUUUUAAACUGAUAAGCGAAUGGAACUUUUAUUUGCCAGUCGAACUACUUGUUUGAACUGGUGUGAGAGUGAGUCUGUUUUACUGGUAGUACUGUAGCAGCAUUUAUAAAGUGGCCAGAAGCCACAUUUUAUUUACUGGUCUGUGGCCUUUUACUGUGCUUUGUAUCAGAGUUCUUAACAAGAUUAAUAAAUCACCCCAGUCUUAAUUUUUAAGA